AUCCUAGAAGUUUGAGAGAGACCCUUCCUCCGGUUCUUUUAAUCUAGACAGCUUCUAUUUGUAGCCGAUCAUUUAAAAUCCCUACUUCUACCCAAAUUUAUUCUCCCCUAAAAGGAUUCAAAACCUAAAGUAAUUCCUUUCUCAUCAUCUUCAACAAAUCCUCCCAAGCCAUGCAAAACCAGGGCUUGUUUGAGGAACAACAAGAGAUGCCUACUCCCAUGGGUUUCUUUUCUACUUUUCCUCCCAACAACAUCACUUCAUGUCCUCCAUUGGGUUGCCAUCAAUCUCUCAAAGCCUUCAAUAUAGCAGCACCUCAUCAUCAUCAUGCACUUCCUACUGAAACCCUACUCUCAUCUCUCUCCUCUCCAAAGCAUAGAGAACACCUUGCUUCUGAUUUUGGGGGACCCCGUCUCCUUUCCUUGCAGAGAUCUAGUGCAAAUUUAUGGGCAUGGGGAGAGUUAAACGAGUGUUUGGGAAGCAAGAAAAAUGGUGUAGAUGAUCAUCUAGGGGUUUCAGCAAUGAAAAUGAAAAGGAUAAAAGCAAGACGAAAGGUAAGGGAACCUAGGUUUUGCUUCAAGACCAUGAGCGAGGUGGAUGUGUUGGACGAUGGAUACAAGUGGAGAAAGUACGGGCAGAAAGUAGUAAAGAACACCCAGCAUCCCAGGAGCUACUAUCGGUGUACGCAAGAUAAUUGUCGGGUGAAGAAACGAGUGGAGAGAUUAGCCGAGGAUCCAAGAAUGGUAAUUACAACGUAUGAAGGGCGACACGUACAUUCACCCUCACACGAUCUUGACGACUCCCAACCUUCUGACUCUCAGCUUAACAACUUCUUCUGGUAGCAACCCACCACUCCUUUAACAUCGAUCCAUCCAUAUAAUAUAUUCUUCAAUCUGCUUUCAUCUCUAUCAACCUUUUUCAUAUAGUUUUGAGGAACAUUGAAAAUAAGCUUUUCCUUGUCUAAAAUCAGGCCUCUGCCCCACCCUCUUGCCCUUAUAUAUAUAUGUAAGCUUUCUGCUACCAUCAAAUGAACAAUAACUUUUUUUCUUUUUAAUCUGUAAAUUUUGUUGAAUACAUGAUGUUGAUGCCUAAGAUCCACUGGUUUUGUUAAGCUUUAUUUUUAAGGAUGGUUUCAUUAUGUUUGUAUGAAAAUAA
Molecule: messenger RNA, 1152 nt
Organism: Gossypium arboreum
Lineage: Eukaryota; Viridiplantae; Streptophyta; Magnoliopsida; Malvales; Malvaceae
Product: probable WRKY transcription factor 13
Exons: 3
Coding region: 171-839 (222 amino acids)
Biological process (GO): regulation of DNA-templated transcription
Molecular function (GO): sequence-specific DNA binding; DNA-binding transcription factor activity
Source: RefSeq, a predicted model, not a curated record